AUGGUUCUUCGUGUCUUUUUUAUUUCAUCAACCGGUCGUCGUGAUAUACGUAAACGACAAAUUCAUGUCUUUGCAGUGUUAAGCUCAUGGAAAUACGAAUACGAAGCAAUUGAUGUCGCUGCGCCAGAGCACGAAGAAGACCGAGAUUUUGUCAUUGAAAGUGGAAAGAAAACAGAAGAUGGUAAAAUUAUGUUACCGCAAAUUUUUAAAGAAGACGAAUGCUGUGGCGAUUAUCUGGACUUUCUACAAGCUAUCGAACAUGAAAAAUUGCAACUGUUUUUGAAGCAAAUUACACAGGAAGAAUUCGAUGCCAUGGAAAAAAGUAGCCAAAACGAAACGAAGGAAGAGGAAGCUGAAGAGAACAAAGAAGAUGAAGAAGGUGAGACGAAAGAAGGCGAAGAAGGUGAAGAGACUGAAGACGGCGAAAAAGAAGAAAAAACUGGCGAUGAAGAUGAGGAAAACAAGGAAGAAGGUGAUGAAAGUACUAAAGAAGAAGCUGAAGGUGAUGAAGAAGAGAAAGUCAAAGAAGAAAACGAAGAGGAAACUGAAGAAACCAAAGCUGAUGAGGAAGAAGGAGAGAAGGAGGAGAAGCCUGAUGAAGACGAGGAAGAGAAAGAAGAAAAAGCUCAAGAAGACGAAGAUAAUGAAGAAAAGCCUGCAGAAGAAGAGAAAGAAGAGGAAGAAGAGAAGGCUGAAAAAGAAAAAGACGAAGAAGAGGAAAAACCUGCCGAAGAAACGAAAACCAAGAAAGCUUCGGUUAGUGAAGAAUCUAAAGAAAAACCAGCAGCAGGUCGACGACGUCGAGGUUGGGAUACAAAUGAUGACGAAGAGAAGAAAUCAGAAACAACAAAAGCAGCAGAUGAAGAAACCGCCAAGGAUGAAGAAACAAAACCAGCAGAAAAGAAACCUAGUCGUCGAUCGCGUGGUUGGGACACGGAUGAUAAAGAAGAUGACAAAUCCACAAGAAAGAAAUCCGAUGCUAGCGAUACGAAAAGCGAAGAUAAAGCGUCGGAACGUAAAAAAUCCGAUGCAAAGGAAAAUGAAAGUGAAUCGAAAACAGAAAAGAAAGCGGAAACAACUUCGUCACGUCGUCGUCGUGGUUGGGAUGAAGAAGAUAAAAAAGCUGAAGAAACAACGAAAACUGAAGAGAAAAAGGAGGAGACUUCGACAGCCGCAUCCCGAAGACGCCGCGGUUGGGAUGAGGAGGACAAGAAAGCUGAAGAAGCAACGAAAACUGAAGAGAAAAAAGAGGAAACUUCGACAGCUUCAUCCCGAAGACGCCGUGGUUGGGACGAAGAGGACAAGAAAGCUGAAGAAGCAACAAAAACUGACGAAAACAAAGACAAAGAGGAGAAAGACAAAAAGGAAGAAAGUUCCACAACAACAUCGAGACGUCGACGUGGUUGGGAUGAAGAUGAUAAGAAAGCAGAGGAGACAACGAAAGCUGAAGAGAAGAAAGAAGAAGCUUCGACUGCCUCAUCUCGACGCCGACGCGGUUGGGAUGAUUCGGAUAAGAAAGAAGAGACUACUGAAGAGAAGAAAUCCGAAGAAACUGAAAAGAAGAAAGACGAUGAAGAUACGAAACCAGCUGAUAAACCAACUGGCCGUCGACGUGCCGGUGGUUGGUGA
Adineta ricciae is the source of this 1629-nucleotide messenger RNA. Lineage: Eukaryota; Metazoa; Rotifera; Eurotatoria; Adinetida; Adinetidae. The record is from the annotation of a GenBank genome assembly.